AUGAACGGAACCGUCACUCCUUCCACUAGCAAUGACCCUGCCGUCGACGUGACAAACAACGACGAACACUCUCGUGAAACCACGCACGACAACGACCCUCUUCCAACGCAUAAACUCGAGCACUUGAAGGUUGGGGCAAAUGGUGUACAGCUCCUAGUGUCUACAAAAAAUCAUUUGUAUGAUGCCGAGGAUGUUGAGGGCGGCAACAGCUCGUUCCAAUGCGUUGAGGCGUGGAGCGAGGGGACGGACGACGGCCUCCUUUCCACAAGGUUCUGGUUCAUCUACGACGACAGCAUAGAAGGGAUGUGGCGUGUUUAA
Molecule: messenger RNA, 318 nt
Organism: Colletotrichum abscissum
Lineage: Eukaryota; Fungi; Ascomycota; Sordariomycetes; Glomerellales; Glomerellaceae
Exons: 2
Coding region: 1-318 (105 amino acids)
Source: RefSeq, a predicted model, not a curated record